AUGGCUUCCAUUGGGAAUAUCAUCUUUGGCAGCAUGAUCAUCCUCAUAUUUGUGAUGAGUGGGUUCAUUAUUCUGCUCUUGGCCAUCGCAUUCUCAGGUGGUCAGGGCUUUCUGAGAGCCACUAACCGCUCCCCCGUUGGGAACCUGAGGCAGGACGUAGUCUUGGACUGCAGCUUCAGCCCAAAGCAGGACAGCCAGGGCAGGUCUGGUGACGUGUCCGUCACCUGGAAGAAAGUGGGUCUCACAGGGGUGGUGUAUCGCUACCAGAACCGGGCUCCAGAUCUGGUUGACCAGAACCCCACGUUCAAGGACAGAACCCAACUCUUCCCGAAUGCCUUGGCCAGUGGGAAUGCUUCUUUACUUCUGCAGAGGGUUAGAGAGCAGGACCAGGGCGUGUAUCAGUGCAUCGUGAGCGCCCCUAGUGGCAAGGGGUCUAUCAACAUUCAUCUCUGGGUAGCAGCAUAUUCCGCUCCCAAAUUCAAACAGGUGGGAACCAACUUAACAGCAGAGGCUCAGAGGUGGUUCCCCAAACCCAAUGCCGCCUGGGCGGACCACACUGGCCGCGCCCUGAACAGCAGUACCCAGUUUUUCAACAACUCUGCCGGAAUCUUCCGGGUGAUGAGCACCCUGCUAGAACCGGCCCACAGGGACGAAACCUACACCCUCGUUAUCAGUAACCAUCUCGUCAUCGCCAUCUCCGAGGCAACUCUGACAGGGGACUCUGACGUGCCAGUGAGGACCGACUUCACAUUCAACACUGCAUCACCCAGGCUGCUGACCUCGUGUCUCGCCCCAACACUGCUCUCUUUCUGCCUGCUGUUAACAUGA
This is a messenger RNA of Clupea harengus (Atlantic herring), 828 nucleotides long. It is a transcript of the gene vtcn1, whose product is annotated as V-set domain containing T cell activation inhibitor 1. Gene Ontology annotation, molecular function: signaling receptor binding. Gene Ontology annotation, cellular component: external side of plasma membrane. The record is from RefSeq and is a predicted model, not a curated record. Gene Ontology annotation, biological process: T cell receptor signaling pathway; regulation of cytokine production. Lineage: Eukaryota; Metazoa; Chordata; Actinopteri; Clupeiformes; Clupeidae.